Molecule: messenger RNA, 13921 nt
Organism: Neodiprion virginianus
Lineage: Eukaryota; Metazoa; Arthropoda; Insecta; Hymenoptera; Diprionidae
Gene: Dhc93AB
Product: dynein beta chain, ciliary
Exons: 32
Coding region: 131-13573 (4480 amino acids)
Biological process (GO): microtubule-based movement
Cellular component (GO): dynein complex
Molecular function (GO): minus-end-directed microtubule motor activity; dynein light intermediate chain binding; ATP binding
Source: RefSeq, a predicted model, not a curated record
AGACGCGCGUAACAGUGACACAAAUGUCGGCAGACGAGAAAUUCUGAUUAUAAUUUGACGAGAAUGUUUUUAAUUUCGAUCCACAGUAAUUGCUCAGCACUAAAGCUUGGAUAUGUAAAACGUUUCAGGGAUGUCGGGGCCGGAUGCUCCGGCGGAUUUUCGGUUGGAGUACAUCGGAUCCUUUGUGCAGAAGUCCUUGAAAUUAAAACCAGAAAAGUGGGGUCGUCUGCUUUUGACCGAGGAUUACCGUAACACAGUUAUAGAUUUUCUGGACAAUCCAAAGCCUCCGGCGCUGUUUGUCGUCCUAACACCAAACGCGCAGCUCGUUGCCUCGUCGGGCUUUCCAAUACCGUGUCAAAGGACCAAAGGGACUUACGCCGUUAAAGUAAAGCUCAUACCUGUACCAAAGGACAAGACUGGAUGCAUCAAAACCCUGAUAUUGGGCGACCUCGCCUCUCGGGUCGUCGACCAGCUGGCCACACUCGUUGAUGAAAUAUUUGCUCCUCUGUUGAGCAACCCGGACAACCACAAAGAGCUUCCAGAGAUUGCCGUCCAGGAUCUGGCGAAGCAUGUUCAUUCUUUGCGGGGAACGUUGUACCAGGUCAAAGGACAGGUCAACGGCAGAACGGUUUUACCGAUGCCAGCGGGACUCGAAAAGGUGGGGGAGGUUGAAAGGUUAGUCUCCACCACUGGACCGGAGGCCGUUGAUCUGUAUCUGAAAAGCGCGAUCGAAGGGGUUGUCAUUAAGUGGGCGUACCUGGUCAACGACGUCGUGACCCACGAGUCGAGCAGUGCUUUUGACAACGGACAAAACCCGACUCCGAAUACUGAAUUGGAGUACUGGUCAACCAGACUGGCAAACUUGAGGUACAUAUUCGAACAGCUCCGCGAGGACCGUGUGAAAAAGAUGGCUAUCAUCCUCGAAAAGACAGAUAGCGCGUAUUUUCCCUGCUUCCGUACCCUUUUCGGAAACGUCGUGUCAGCCUUAGCGGAGGCGCGGGAAGUGUCGCUGUACCUUUCGCCCUUGACGAAGAACUUCAAAAGCAUCGAAGAAACCGACUUCGCCGACGCCAAGCCGUUGAUGGGCCCGUUGAUACACACGGUGGGACUCGCCUGGAGCCUGUCGAAGUAUUACCAGAGCUCUUCGAAGCUGAUUAUCCUGCUACGGCAAAUUUGCAACCUGCUGAUUCAGGAGGCCCGAAGAUUCCUCGAUCCUUCGUCGAUAUUUCAGAGCGACGUUGACGAGGCUCUGCAACGAGUGAAAAUUUCCAGAGGGGUUCUCGAGGAAUUCAAGUGCCAAUUUGAGCGGAGAAGAAAUGUGCCUGGCAUGAAGCCAGACGCUCCGCCAUGGACGUUCAAUCCGAUAGCAGUUUUCCACCGUUUGGACGCGUUUUUGAAACGUCUUGCUGACAUCGAGUGGUUGUUUCACACCGUACUUGAGUUUUCGAAAUUGGAAAAGAUCGAAAUUGGCGGCAUUUUGGGCAGGUCAUUGAGCACCAGAGUAGUCGGCGUAUUUAAAGAGUUUCAGCAACUGUUCGCAUCAUUCUCUGCGAGGGCGAGCGACGUACUCGAACCUGACGACGAGACCUUCGCCGUCGAUUGCAAAAGGUUUAAUGACGCCAUCACCGACUUGGACAGUAAACUUGCAGCGAUUCUGUGCCAGGCCUUUGACGACUGCGGUAACCUCGAAAGUACUUUCAAACUUAUAAACAUAGCAGGGACUGUCCUGGAUAGACCAGUAAUUCGCAAACAAUUUACGGAUCGGUAUUCAAGGGUGCUUGAACUGUUAAAUGCCGAGUUGACGAUGGUUGAAGUUCUGUUCAACCGAGGUACUCGUGGCGCCAUGAGCAGCCUUCCGCCUCUAGCAGCUGCUUUACGAUUUACAAGCAUGCUGAGGCAGCGAAUCGAUUUACCCGUGCAGUGCUUCAAGGCUCUACAGCAUUCAAUCAUUGACACCAAGGACGGAAAGAAUAUAAUAAAGCGACACGAACGACUUAUUGAGAUUCUGUGCGCGAGAGAAGAAUCGCUGUUCACUGACUGGGUUAAAAUCGUUCCAAAAUCCGUGGCUGACGGUCUCAACCGUCCGUUAGUGAUGAGAUGCUCGGAUUCUUCUCUAGCUUUGAAUUUCGAUCAAGAACUUCUCGCGGUUCUCAAAGAAGUCAACUACCUGAAGCUUAUCUCACACGCGGACAUCCCUAACGAAGCAGUAGAGGUAAAUGAUGUCUUACCACCACAAAUUUUUUCAGCAACUAUCAAAGAAUUAUUUCAACUUCAGGUUUCCGAACGGUCCGAAACGUUCAGAAAAUUUCGUACUCUUCUGGGCAGCACCGUCGAUGCGUACAAUAAUAUCCGUCGAACAUCGCGAAGGGUCGAGUUCAAUUUGAUCGAGCUCGAAGUGGCGACGAUUGAUUCGUUGAUAUCGAGGGGAGAAAACGAAUUGUGUUGGAAAUCAGAGGGCCUGCUCGAGUACAUUACCGAGUUGGAUAGGCUGGUCCACGGGCUAUGGACGCGGCUAAAGGAGACCCAGAGUAACGUGGAAAAGAUAGACAUGAUCCUAGAACCGUGGACAAAAACGCCGUUGAUCGAGCGCAAGGAUCGCAGAAAGGACGCUUUACUGUCGCUCGAUGAACGCACGGAGAAAGUAUCGAAGCGAUACGCCGACAUUGAAAAGGCUUCGGAACAAAUUCACGCCCUCUUGGCCGCGAACAAGGCCCUCUUCGAGGCUAAUGAUAACGAGAACGAAAGUUGGGACAUUUACGUGACAUACGUAGACGGCAUCGUCUCGGAAUCACUUCGACGAGCUGUGGGAUGCUGCUUGGGUUACUUAGCGGACAACAUGGAUCCGUCGGGGCAAAAGGAACCGUUAUUGGAGGCAAAACUCGAGUUGCGAGAACCGGAUCUGUUCUACGUCCCGUCACUCGAGCCGGAGGAUCCAGAUGGUCUGGAUCAGUUGAUCGCCGGGCUGUUGAACGACAUGAUUGGAAUGGCCGCACUUGUUCCGAGAUUGUGCAGAAAUGCGCAAGGAUACGGGGCUGAGAUGGAAAAUGACGAGGACAUCAGAGCUAUGAAGUCUGAGAUACUUGCUGGCGUGGCAAAGGCGGUUGAAGACGCCACGGAAUUCUGUGGUAUAUUUGAAGGCUACGCUUAUUUGUGGCUCGAGGAUCGGGAGUCUGUGAUGCAGCAGUUUCUGGAAUACAGUCGACAAUUAACGAUGGACGAGAUGGAGAUGAUUGCUGCUGGGGAUCCCAAGGCCCCCGAGCGAUCUCCUCCCCGAAUGGAACAGUUUCGAGAGCAGAUAGAUCUCUACGAGGGGCUCUACCUUGAAAUCGAGGAAAUGAAUCCGUCCAAAGUGUUUUGCGGCUGGUUCCGAGUCGAUAUCAGGCCGUUCAGACAGUCGUUGUUGAAUACGGUGUGCAAGUGGUCGAGUAUGUUCAAAAAACAUCUCGUAGAACGCGUUACCAGCAGCCUGUCAGACUUGGGCUCCUUUAUUAGACUCGCGGAUGAAGGUCUUCUGCAACAGAUACAGCCUGGAGAUUACGCGGGUCUCGUUAGCGUGAUGGGAUUUUUAAUGCAAGUCAAAGAACGCCAGCCAACAACGGACGAGAUGUUUCAACCUCUCCAGGAAACUGUUGAGCUUUUGAAAUUUUACGACCAAGAUAUACCGGAGGAGGUAAAUGUCUUGCUGCAGGAAUUACCGGAGCAAUGGGCAAACACGAAAAAGUUAGCGUUGGUGGUGAAACAACAAGUUGCACCGUUACAAGCGGGAGAGGUGUCUAGGAUCAGAGGGCGUAUAUCAGCCUUCGAUACGACAAUUUGUCACUAUCGCGAGGCGUUCCGGCGUUACGGAUUCUUCAAGUACAGCUGUGAGGAUCCUUACAAGCAGCUCGACGAAGCUGACAAAGAGAUUUCGAUGCUGGAGCGGCAGAUGAUGGAUAUACAAGAGUCUGCCUCCCUCUUCGAAGUCACUGUUCCCGACUUCAAGCAAUUGCGACAGUGUAGAAAAGAGCUGAAAAUGUUGAAGCAGCUAUGGGAUUAUGUUCACAUUGUGCGGAGCAGCAUCGAAGGGUGGAAAACCACCCCGUGGCGAAAGAUUGACGUUGAGAAUAUGGAUAUUGAAUGUAAAAAGUUCGCGAAGGAAAUCAGAGCAUUGGACAAGGAAAUGAGACCCUGGGACACGUACAUCUCGUUGGAGGCGACGGUGAAAAAUAUGCUGACGUCCUUGCGAGCUGUUGGAGAAUUGCAGAAUCCGGCAAUUCGCGAACGACAUUGGCGUCAGCUGAUGAAUAGUACUAAGGUUCGCUUCGUCAUGGAUGCGUCGACGACAUUGGCCGAUUUGCUCGAGUUGAGCUUACACGAAUGCGAAGACGAGGUGAAAAACAUCGUCGACAAAGCGGUGAAGGAAAUGUCUAUGGAAAAAUAUUUGCGCGAACUCAACGCGACGUGGUCGGCGAUGGAAUUUGAGAAGGAGAUUCAUUCCAGAACUGGGGCAAGCUUGUUGCGGGCGAGCGAAGAGUUGAUCGAAACGCUGGAGGAGAAUCAGGUUCAACUGCAGAAUCUUAUCACAUCAAAAUUCAUCGCUCAUUUUCUGGAGGAAGUUUCCACUUGGCAGAAGAAACUUUGCAUUGCCGAUCAAGUCACGACAGUUUGGUUCGAGGUUCAGCGUACUUGGAUGCAUCUGGAAAGCAUUUUCAUGUCCUCCGAGGAUAUUCGUCGUCAAUUGCCGGUGGAUUCUGACCGCUUCGAUCGAAUAGACGGAGAAUUUAAAGAAAUGAUGCAAGAUAUGGCGAAGACACCGAAUGUAGUCGAGGCGACAAAUCGAGACGGUUUGCUCUCUGCUUUAGACGAGCUGCAGAAGGAACUCGUUUUAUGCGAGAAAGCACUCGCGGAAUACUUGGAGACUAAACGAUUGGCCUUUCCUAGAUUUUAUUUCGUAUCUUCCAGCGACCUUCUUGAUGUUCUAUCGAACGGUAAUCAGCCAGUGAUUGUCGCUAGACACUUGAUCAAGCUGUUUGACUCGAUGGCCCAGCUUAAUUUCGUCGACGUCGAAGAAGGCGCACCCAGGCGCGUUCUUGGCAUGCAUGCCAAAGACGGUGAGUAUGUGGAGUUCACUAACUGUGAAAUGGUCUGCGCUGGACCGGUAGAAGUCUGGCUAAAUCGUCUUCAACAUGCCAUGAGAGCAACAAUUCGUUUCUAUUUUGGUGAGGCGGUCGUCACCUACGAGGAGAAGCCGCGCGAGCAGUGGCUUUUCGAUUACCCAGCACAGGUCUCACUAUGCGGUACGCAAAUCUGGUGGACAACCGAGGUAAACCUCGCAUUUUCGAGACUCGAGGAAGGGUAUGACAAUGCCAUAAAGGAUUACUUGAAGAAGCAGAUAUCCCAGUUGAGCACUCUGAUUACCCUCCUACUGGGGGAGCUGACUAAGCAGAACAGACAGAAGGUAAUGACGAUUUGUACGAUCGAUGUUCACUCGAGAGACGUCGUCGCCAAGCUGGUUCAAGCCAAGGUUGAAACCGCCCAAGCUUUUCAAUGGCAGAGUCAACUCCGUCAUAGAUGGGACGAAAAGGAAAAAGAUUGCUUCGCAAAUAUCUGCGAUGCACAGUUCAGAUACUCUCACGAAUAUCUAGGAAACACACCGAGGUUGGUAAUCACUCCGUUAACGGACAGAUGCUACAUAACAUUGACUCAGUCCUUGCAUCUGGUGAUGGGUGGUGGUCCUGCGGGUCCUGCGGGUACGGGAAAAACUGAGACGACCAAGGACUUAGGCAGAGCGUUGGGUAUAAUGGUUUACGUUUUCAACUGCUCAGAGCAAAUGGAUUACAAGUCUUGUGGGAAUAUUUACAAAGGUUUGGCUCAGACCGGUGCGUGGGGUUGCUUUGACGAGUUCAACAGAAUCUCGGUGGAAGUAUUGUCUGUAGUCGCUGUCCAAGUGAAGUCCGUCCAAGACGCGAUAAGAGACAAGAAGGACAAGUUCAAUUUCAUGGGUGAGAUAAUCGCGAUGGUUCCAUCGGUUGGAAUAUUCAUAACAAUGAAUCCCGGAUACGCCGGGCGGACAGAGUUGCCGGAAAAUCUGAAGGCUCUUUUUCGACCCUGUGCAAUGGUCGUUCCGGAUUUCGAGCUGAUUUGCGAAAUUAUGUUGGUCGCUGAGGGUUUCCAAGAGGCGAGGAUACUGGCAAGAAAAUUCAUUACUCUGUACACGCUGUGCAAGGAACUGCUUUCGAAGCAGGAUCACUACGACUGGGGGCUCAGGGCUAUAAAGUCGGUUUUAGUCGUUGCAGGAAGUUUGAAACGCGGUGACCCUGGACGACCGGAGGAGGAGGUCCUGAUGCGAGCUUUACGAGAUUUUAAUAUACCAAAAGUCGUAUCGGACGAUUUUCCCGUGUUCAUGGGACUUAUCGCGGACUUGUUUCCCGCCCUAGACGUACCCAGAAAACGUGACUUGGAGUUUGAGAAAACCGUGAAACAAGCAGCUGCGGAUUUGAGCCUUCAGCCCGAAGACGGGUUCAUACUGAAAGUCGUGCAACUCGAGGAGUUGCUGGAGGUGAGACACUCCGUGUUUGUGGUUGGUACGGCCGGUUCUGGAAAGACUCAAGUUUGGAAAUCGCUGUUCAGGACAUAUCAGAACAUCAAGAGAAAACCGAUGUACAAUGACCUGAAUCCGAAGGCAGUAACGAACGACGAACUCUUCGGAAUCAUAAACCCAGCUACCAGAGAAUGGAAGGACGGUCUGUUUUCCGUCAUAAUGCGAGAGCAGGCAAACCUUGGAGGCGAUAAUCCAAAGUGGAUCGUCCUUGACGGUGAUAUAGAUCCAAUGUGGAUAGAGUCACUGAACACCGUGAUGGACGACAAUAAAGUUCUGACGCUUGCCAGCAACGAGAGAAUAGCGUUGACUCCAGCGAUGCGGUUGCUCUUCGAAAUAUCGAACCUCAGAACGGCAACACCGGCGACCGUAUCUCGGGCCGGUAUUCUGUAUAUCAACCCUCAGGAUUUGGGCUGGAAUCCAUAUGUAACCAGUUGGAUAGAGACGAGAACUUUACCGGCGGAGAAAUCGAACUUAGUUAUACUUUUCGACAAGUAUAUUCCACCCUGUUUGGAAACGCUGAGAACAAGGUUUAAGAAGAUAACACCGAUCGCUGACAUGGCUCACGUAGAAAUGCUCUGUCAUCUGCUGAACUGUCUUCUGCAGCCAGAUUUAACCGCCGUUGAUUUUACCAAAGAACAUUAUGAGCUGUAUUUCGUAUUCGCUGCGGUUUGGGCGUUUGGAUCUUCCAUGUUUCAGGAUCAGACGGUCGACUAUCGCGUGGAAUUCACAAAAUGGUGGGUGAAUGAGUUUAAGCAAGUCAAAUUCCCGUCGCAAGGAACCGUGUUCGAUUAUUUCAUCGACUACGAGACGAAGAGUUUCGUUCCCUGGACGGAACGUCUGCCGAAAUUUGAACUUGACCCAGACAUACCGUUGCAGGCCGUGUUAGUUUACACCGCUGAAUCGAUAAGGAUAAGGUACUUUCUCGACUUGCUGAUGUCGGAAAAGCAUCCGGUAAUGUUGGUCGGUACGGCGGGAAGCGGGAAGACGGUUUUGGUAUCCGAGAAGUUGUUGCAACUCUCGGAGAAUUACGCUAUCGCAAAUGUUCCUUUCAAUUUUUACACAUCCUCAGAGAUGCUUCAAAAGAUACUUGAGAAACCAUUGGAGAAAAAAGCUGGUCGGAACUAUGGACCCCCCGGAAACAAAACGCUGGUGUACUUUAUCGACGAUAUGAAUAUGCCGGAAGUAGACACGUACGGAACGGUUCAGCCCCACACUCUGAUCCGGCAGCAUUUAGACUACGGACAUUGGUACGACAGGACAAAGCUGUCAUUGAAAGAUAUCCACAACUGCCAGUACGUGAGCUGCAUGAAUCCCACGGCCGGAUCGUUUACUAUAAAUCCUAGACUCCAACGGCAUUUCUCCGUUUUUGCAGUUAGCUUUCCGAACACGGAAUCUCUGACUACUAUCUACGCGUCCAUACUGUCUCAGCACUUCGCGAACGUCGAGCACAGGUUUCCGCUCACCGUCACUGAACUCUGUAACCCGAUCGUUCAAGCGUCUCUUCAGCUGCAUCAUCGUUCUUCCCAAGUAUUUUUGCCGACGGCUGUGAAAUUUCAUUAUAUAUUCAACCUCAGAGACUUUUCGAAUUGCUUCCAAGGCUUGCUAUUCAGUGGAAACGAAUGCUUGCAAGGCUCCAUAGAUGUCAUCAGACUAUGGAUGCACGAAACGCAGCGCGUGUAUGGCGACAAAUUGACUGACGAAAAGGAUAUCGAGUCUUUCUCAAAACUACAGUUGGAUACUUUGAAAAAAAAUGUCGAGGAGGUGGAUGAAAGCGCGCUCCUUGAAAAGCCAAACAUUUACUGCCACUUUGCAGGAGGCAUUGGGGACCCCAAGUACAUGCCAGUAACGGAUUGGGCGGUACUGCAUCGUCUGCUGACCGAGGCUUUGGUUAGCUACAACGAUCUCGUUGCGGCAAUGAACCUCGUCCUUUUUGAGGAUGCGAUGAUGCACGUGUGUCGGAUAAAUCGGAUAUUGGAAUCGCCUAGAGGAAGCGCACUGCUUGUGGGAGUCGGUGGUUCAGGAAAGCAAAGUUUAUCGAGGUUAGCAGCGUUCAUAAGCGCGCUUGAAGUGGCGCAAAUACAAUUGAGAAAAGGAUACGGGGUUACGGAUUUGCGAACGGAACUGGCUGGCCUCUACUCGAAAUCCGGUCUAAAAAACGUCGGGAUGAUGUUCCUGAUGACGGACGCUCAGGUGCCAAACGAACAGUUCCUGGUUCUCAUCAACGACAUGUUAGCCUCGGGGGAAAUUCCCGACUUAUUCCCCGAAGAUGAAGUUGAGAAUAUAAUAGCGGGCGUACGGAACGAGGUCAAGGGGGCUGGUAUAUUGGACACACGUGAAAAUUGCUGGAAAUUCUUCAUCGAUCGGGUUAGACGACAGCUGAGAAUUGUGCUCUGCUUUUCACCCGUUGGUUCGACCCUACGUGUAAGAUCGAGGAAAUUCCCCGCUAUCAUAAACUGCACGGCGAUAAAUUGGUUUCACGAAUGGCCGCAGGAAGCUUUGAUGUCUGUGUCGAAAAGGUUUUUGCAGGAACUUAACGAGCUGCCGGAAAGUUAUAGAGAAUCAGCGGCAAGAUUCAUGGCUCAUGCUCACACUAGUGUAAACGCGGCGAGUCGUUUGUACCUGGCGAGUGAACGGCGAUACAAUUACACAACUCCGAAAUCCUUCCUCGAACAAAUCAGCCUGUACACCAAGCUUUUGCGCACAAAAUCGAAGGAGCUUCAAGGACGGGUAGAGCGGCUUGAAAACGGUUUAGCUAAGCUGCGAUCGACGGCGGCUCAGGUAGACGAAUUAAAGGAGAAAUUGGCAGUUCAAGAAAUCGAAUUACAGCAAAAGAACGACGCUGCGGAUGCGCUGAUCGCUAUAGUCGGCGUCGAGACAGAUAAAGUUCAAACGGAAAAGGCUCUGGCUGACGAAGAGGAAUCGAAGGUGGCCAUAAUAGCCCAAGAGGUAUCGAAAAAACAAAAGGACUGUGAGGUGGACCUGAUGAAAGCCGAACCGGCUUUGCUGGCUGCCCAAGAAGCUUUGAAUACCCUGAAUAAAGCGAAUCUUACUGAGUUGAAAUCGUUCGGUUCACCGCCUGGGGCUGUGACCAAUGUCACCGCAGCCGUAAUGGUGCUCUUGGCACCCGGCGGUAAAGUGGCCAAAGAUAGAAGCUGGAAGGCGGCUAAGAUCGUCAUGGCUAAGGUCGACACGUUCUUGGACGCCCUGAUCAAUUACGACAAGGAGAAUAUUCAUCCGGAAGUGAUAAAGGCCAUACAACCAUAUCUAAAGGAUUCCGAAUUCGAACCAGAGUUCGUAAGGUCAAAGUCUGCCGCCGCUGCUGGUCUAUGUGCCUGGGUUAUUAAUAUUAUUAAAUUCUAUGAAGUCUUCUGCGACGUUGAGCCAAAGCGAAAAGCCCUGGCUCAAGCGAACGCUGAGUUAGCGGCGGCUCAGGACAAGCUCGGCGUCAUAAAACGAAAAGUGGCUUCGCUGGAAGAACAACUGGCAAAAUUGACUGCUGACUUUGAACAAGCUGUCGCUGAAAAAUUGAAGUGUCAACAAGAGGCGGACGCGACGAAUGCAACGAUUCAAUUGGCUAACAGACUGGUCGGUGGUUUAGCCUCAGAGAACGUCCGAUGGGCCGAUUCAGUGGCAAACUUCAUGCAGCAAGCUACGACUCUGCCGGGUGAUGUGCUACUGGUAACAGCGUUUAUCUCUUACGUCGGUUGUUUCACAAAGCAAUUCCGUUUGGAUCUUCAGAACAAACAAUGGUUUCCCUUUUUGCGAACACUGGAGCCUGCUGUGCCGAUAACGGAGGGUCUGGACCCACUCUCCCUUCUCACAGACGACACGCAAAUAGCCAAGUGGAACAACGAGAGCCUGCCCAACGAUAGAAUGUCGACGGAAAACGCGACCAUUCUGACAAACUCUGACAGGUGGCCACUGAUGAUAGACCCGCAGUUGCAGGGAAUAAAAUGGAUAAAGCAAAAGUACGGGGACGAUUUGCGGAUCAUUCGUCUGGGACAAAGAGGUUUUUUGGAGGUAAUCGAAGUGUCUUUGGCGAGCGGGGCCACGGUCUUGGUUGAAAAUAUCGGUGAGACGGUCGAUCCGGUUCUCGACCCUCUACUGGGUCGUAACUUGAUAAAGAAAGGUCGGGCUAUAAAAAUCGGCGACAAGGAGGUUGAGUACAAUCCGAAAUUCAGGCUGCUUCUUCACACAAAGUUGGCAAACCCUCACUACAAGCCAGAAAUGCAGGCGCAGACAACUCUGAUAAACUUCACGGUGACUAGAGACGGUUUGGAAGAUCAACUGCUCGCGGAAGUAGUCAAGGCCGAAAGACCGGACCUCGAGGAGCUCAAGGCCGAGUUGACAAGGCAGCAGAAUGACUUUAAAAUCACGUUGAACGGAUUGGAAGAUUCUCUCCUCUCAAGGUUGUCUUCAGCUGGAAGUAACGUCCUCGGGGACACGGCGCUGGUUGAAAACUUGGAGACGACUAAGCGUACGGCUGCCGAGGUCGAGUGCAAGGUUACAGAGGCCAGGGGCACCAGCAAGGAGAUAGACGCUGCUCGUGAACUCUAUCGACCGGCAGCGGCUCGUGCCUCGUUGCUUUACUUUAUUCUGAAUGAUUUGAACACGAUAAAUCCGAUAUACCAGUUCUCCCUGAAAGCCUUCAGCGUCGUUUUUCAAAUGGCCAUACUGAAGGCUGAUCCGGCGCCCGACGUCACCGGCCGGGUGAAAAAUCUCAUCGAGUGCAUAACGUAUUCCGUAUUCAUGUACACGACGAGGGGACUGUUUGAGUGCGAUAAGCUCAUUUUUGUGUCUCAGAUGGCAUUCCAGAUCCUAUUAACGAACGGGGAAAUCUUGGCCCCCGAGUUGGACUUCUUGUUGAGGUUUCCAAUUACCCCGCACGUUACGUCGCCGGUUGAAUUUCUCUCGAACACCAGCUGGGGUGGAAUAAGAAGCUUGGCUACAAGAGACGACUUCCGAAAUCUUGACCGAGACAUUGAAAGCUCUUCGAAACGUUGGAAGAAACUUGUCGAAUGCGAGUGUCCGGAACGUGAGAAGUUUCCUCAGGAAUGGAAGAACAAAACCGCCCUUCAACGCCUCUGCAUGCUCAGAGCCUUGCGCCCAGACAGAAUGACUUACGCGAUUUCAGCUUUUAUCGAGGAAAAACUUGGCCCUCGAUACGUCGAAGGUAGAACCGUAGAAUUCGCCAAGUCUUACGAAGAAACCAGCCCCACCACACCGAUAUUCUUCAUAUUAUCGCCAGGGGUGAAUCCUCUAAAGGACGUUGAAGCCCUAGGCCGGAAGUUAGGGUUCACCUUCGACGCCCAGAAUUUCCACAACGUGUCUCUUGGCCAGGGGCAGGAGAUUGUAGCCGAACAAGCAAUGGACGAGGCAGCAAAAAUGGGCCACUGGGUGGUACUCCAAAAUAUUCAUCUCGUGAAAAAAUGGUUGCCAUUGUUAGAGAAGAAGUUGGAAAUUGCUGCCGAAGGCUCUCAUCUGGAUUACAGAGUUUUUAUGAGCGCUGAGCCAGCGAGUUCUGCGGCUGGUCACAUAAUACCACAAGGUAUCCUGGAAUCGUCAAUCAAAAUCACAAACGAACCUCCCACUGGCAUGCAAGCAAACUUGCACAAGGCCCUGGAUAAUUUCACCCAAGAAACGCUCGAGAUGUGCGGCAAGGAGGCGGAGUUCAAGGCGAUACUGUUUUCUCUGUGCUAUUUCCACGCUGUGGUCGCGGAGCGGCGUAAAUUCGGCCCUCAGGGGUGGAACAAAAUUUAUCCAUUCAACGUCGGCGACCUCAACAUAAGCGUCAGUGUGCUUUACAAUUAUUUGGAAGCGAGUCCGAAGGUGCCUUGGGAGGACCUCAGGUACUUGUUCGGGGAGAUCAUGUACGGCGGACACAUUACCGACGACUGGGAUCGCAGACUGUGCGUGUCUUACCUCGAAGAAUUAAUGCAGCCAGACUUAGUCGACGGGGAACUUCAACUAGCUCCAGGAUUCGCGGCGCCUCCGAACACGGAUUUGGUCGGAUACCACACUUACAUCGACGAGGCAAUGCCACCAGAGUCUCCGUACUUGUACGGACUCCAUCCCAACGCAGAGAUUGGUUUCCUCACAACGACGUCUGAGAAUUUGUUCCGAACAGUGUUCGAGAUGCAGCCGAGAGACGCCGGAAGUUCAGGAGGUCAAACAGUGACCCGAGAAGACAAGGUGAAGCAAAUCUUGGAUGAGGUAAUGGAAAAACUUCCGGAAGAAUUCAACAUGAUCGAGAUAAUGGGUAAAGUGGAGGAACGAACGCCUUACGUGAUCGUCGCCUUCCAAGAGUGCGAAAGGAUGAAUUAUCUCACUGGCGAGAUGAAGAGGAGCCUCCGUGAGCUAGACCUCGGUCUUAAAGGAGAACUGACGAUCACUUCGGACAUGGAAGUUCUCGAGACCGCUCUCUUCUUCGACCAAGUUCCGCCUAUAUGGGCCCAGAGGGCCUAUCCCUCUCUUCUGGGUCUGACGGCUUGGUUCGUCGACCUUCUGCUCAGGCUGAGAGAACUCGAAACUUGGUCUACAGACUUUGUAUUACCAGCGUCGGUGUGGCUGGCUGGUUUUUUCAACCCUCAAUCGUUGCUGACUGCGAUUAUGCAGUCGACGGCAAGGAGAUACGAAUUGCCUCUGGAUAAAAUGUGCCUGCAGUGUGACGUGACGAAAAAGAACAAAGAGGAAUUUACUUCUGCACCGCGGGAGGGGGCCCACGUUCAUGGAAUAUUUAUGGAGGGUGCGCGGUGGGACGUGCAGACUGGAAUCAUCGUCGACUCCAGGCCGAAGGAACUCUUUCCUUCCAUGCCCGUGAUAAACGUUCGUGCUAUCACCCAGGACAAACAGGAUCUGAGGAACAUGUACGAGUGCCCCGUAUACAAGACAAGAACUCGGGGUCCUACCUACGUUUGGACCUUCAAUUUGAAGACCAAGGACAAACCGGCCAAAUGGACUCUGGCUGGAGUCGCUUUGCUGCUCCAGACGUAGGCGGAAACGAUUUUUAUUACAAUGUUACUACGCACGCAUACGUCAUUUAUAUUUAUGUAUAGAAUAAUUACGUAUACAGAUUGUGCAGGAAGAAUAAUUUAUAUGUAUACAAGGUGCGGGAUUAAAUGACAUUGUUGAAAUGGAUAUUAAAAUUCUGGACACAAUGGCUCAUUGUUGUACAGUAUAUAUGGGUACCUAUAAGCUUUUCCAAGUAUCGAUUACCAACCCAAAGGCAAGUCACUGAAAAAGCUCCUCUCUGAAUAAGAAAAGUUGAAUUCUAAAAGGAAAGAACAGACAUUUUUCAUGCGUGCCUUCGGGAGAGUUAAUAACUAUUCCAUAUUUGAUAGA